Molecule: messenger RNA, 626 nt
Organism: Tupaia belangeri chinensis (Chinese tree shrew)
Lineage: Eukaryota; Metazoa; Chordata; Mammalia; Scandentia; Tupaiidae
Gene: UBA52
Product: ubiquitin A-52 residue ribosomal protein fusion product 1
Exons: 5
Coding region: 155-541 (128 amino acids)
Biological process (GO): translation
Cellular component (GO): ribosome
Molecular function (GO): protein binding; structural constituent of ribosome
Source: RefSeq, a predicted model, not a curated record
CAUGGCGUCGGGGGGGGGGUCCGACGUGCGGCGCGAAUUGUGACGCUAGCGCGCGACGUGCUUGGUGCGCAGGCGCGCUCGGCCGCGAAUCGGUGGUUUCCGGUUCCGCCGUCCUCUUUUUCUUCAUCGAGGCGGCGGAGAGGCAGACGCAAAGAUGCAGAUCUUCGUGAAGACCCUGACGGGCAAGACCAUCACCCUCGAGGUCGAGCCCAGUGACACCAUCGAGAAUGUCAAGGCCAAAAUCCAAGACAAGGAGGGCAUCCCCCCCGACCAGCAGCGUCUGAUAUUUGCCGGCAAACAGUUGGAGGAUGGCCGCACGCUGUCUGACUACAACAUCCAGAAAGAGUCCACCCUCCACCUGGUGCUACGUCUGCGAGGUGGCAUCAUCGAGCCCUCCCUGCGCCAGCUCGCCCAGAAGUACAACUGCGACAAGAUGAUCUGCCGCAAGUGUUAUGCGCGCCUGCACCCCCGUGCCGUCAACUGCCGCAAGAAGAAGUGCGGCCACACCAACAACCUGCGCCCCAAGAAGAAGGUCAAAUAAGGCCCCUCCCCGCAGGGCAGCCCCUGCCCGAGCCCCAUGGCCCCACGGCCUCAAUAAAGUCCCCCUCAUUGACUGGAGCAGUAAA